AUGGGUAUGGGUUCCCAUUCUCUGUGGGUGAAGUUCACCUUUAUCGGAGGAGACACUCCAUUCCCAGAACUCAGUGCUAUAGUCUUGCUGGACGAUAUUCAAAUUGGAUACUAUGACACAAUUGACAACACGGUUGUGAAUAGAGGAACAAAGAAUCCUGAUACAGAAUCUGUCACGUUGAAUGAUGUCAAGCAAAUUUUUGAACAUGUUUUUGUAUCGCAACGUAUAACGGGAUGUGAAAUUUUGGAUGACGGUCAGCCAGGGAGACUAAUAAGUAGAGAUGCUUUCAACGGAGAGACUGGAGACGUUCGUUAUUACAAUCCACAGCUUAACACUCUGCACACUGACCAUGUGUGGCCUGCAGCUGUGUACAGCAAUUGGCCUUCCAACUUCCAUUUCCUGUACGAGCACCUUUACCACCCUGCCUGCAUUAGCAUGCUACAGAAGCAUCUUGUCAAUGAAAAGCAUCGAGUCCUUAAAAAAGUGAAACCCAAGGUGAGGCUCCUACAGAAAGAAGUUCAAGGCCCCACUGUUCUCCUGACCUGUCUGGCGACUGGUUUCUACCCUCGUCACAUCAACUUGACCCUGUUGAGAGACGGCCAGCCUGUGGAUGACCACCAGAUAACUGGGGGGCAGCUGCUACCUAAUGGAGAUGAGACAUAUCAAAUGAGGAAGAGCCUGGAGGUUAGCGCAGAGGAGCUACAUCAACAUCACUACACCUGCAGAGCUCAACACCUCAGUCUACCCAACAAACUGGACACAAAUUUGGGUGGACGCUGCCAGACAAAUAGCUCAUCUACUACAAACUCAGAGGAAAUGGAGGAAACUGAGAGCAUCACUGCAGCAGAGAAACACACCAGCCUUGAGACAUAG
Molecule: messenger RNA, 873 nt
Organism: Engraulis encrasicolus (European anchovy)
Lineage: Eukaryota; Metazoa; Chordata; Actinopteri; Clupeiformes; Engraulidae
Product: major histocompatibility complex class I-related gene protein-like
Exons: 6
Coding region: 1-873 (290 amino acids)
Biological process (GO): immune response
Cellular component (GO): external side of plasma membrane
Source: RefSeq, a predicted model, not a curated record